AUCUCCCUCUUUUUCUGAGCAUCAUAAAAUUUUGCGCCCUCACUUUCCCCUCAGAUUUCUCUCCCUUGCCGACACUUGCUUCUUCCCUCAUAAUCACCAUCUUCAUCUUUGUUUGGUUUUUUUUUCCUUCUUCUAGUUUUGAAAACAAGAAAAGAAGAUAGGUGUUUCCUUUCACUCAGUAUCAUCGUCCAAAGAAGCAAGAACGCCACUCUUUUCUUAUUUCUUAAAAUAUAUUUGCUCUGUGAGCUUCCGAAAUUUAGUUGCAGUAGAGAAUGAGAUGAUUCGUUCGGAAACGGAGAAGAUUAUCUUUGCUGGAGUUCGGCGAAUUCACAGAGGAAUAGAAUUCAUAGCUAUUUUGGGAUUUGAAAGGUGAUUUGAUCCAGAAGAGCAAAGCACAACAAUGACCGUGGAGAGGGGAACUGUGUUGGUGGGGAUAAGAAUCGACAGCCAAAGCAGGCAGCUUCUAAACUGGGCUCUUGUCAAAGUUGCUCAACCUGGAGACUGCGUUGUUGCAGUUCAUGUGGUCAAGUGUCCAGGUCAAGUUUCAAAAAAUAAGCCCCUGCUGGACAAUUAUUUGGAGGUUUAUGAUGGCCUAUGUGAUGUGAAAAAAGUAAGUCUCAUAGGUCAAAUCUUCGGAGGGAGAUCCGUUCGAAACAUUCUUGUGAGAGAGUCAAAGAAUAAUUCUGCUCUGGCUCUAGUGGUUGGUGGUGGUGCUGCCACAGCAAAACAUUGUGCCAAACGACUCCCACCCACCACAGAUGUUGUAGCCAUCCAUGAUGGAAGAAUUGUCUUCAGAAGGUGUACCAAUCUUAAACUACCAGGUCUUAUACAAGAUCCGAGGCCUAGCCUCACAAGCAUGGAUGACAAAGAAUUCCUGUCUGAAUAUGGAGACUCCGAGGUUGCCACUGUGAAAUCAUUAUUUUAUGAAGAGACGAGAGAAGAUGUGCCAGAAUUCAAAGAAGUAUUUGGCGGUGUUAAAGGGAGCAAGAAAGGGUAUUCAAGAGCAAUCUCUCUGUUUGUAGGUGACCCCUGUGAGCAGAAACUAGGAUGGCCCUUGCUCCGAAGAGUUAAUUCAGAAAUAUCAGAGACUCCUCUUUCGAGGAACUUGUCUGUAGUACAGUGGGUAAUGAACUUACCAGAUCGUUCGCCAAAGAAAAGUUCUUGCUUUUCAUCCACGGAAGAAAGUCUCUCAGAAAGAGGCAUCAGUGAUGUUGAGGAUGACAGACAGAAAAACAGUUCCCGUUCUUUAUCUUUUGAGCUGCCAAAGGACUUGGAGGCGAUUUUGGACGUGAAUUCAUUUGAUUGCAAGUGGUUUAACAUUGAGGAUCUCAAGUCCUGGACUUCUCAAUUCUCUUCAGGAAAUCUGAUUGGCAAAGGAGGGAGUAACCGUGUGUACAAAGGGAUUCUCCCUGAUGGAAAACCAAUUGCAGUGAAAGUUUUACAAUCAUCAAAAGAAGCUUGUAGAGAUUUUGCACAGGAAGUGGAAAUAAUAUCCUCUUUGAAGCACAAAUACAUAACCCCUUUGCUUGGAAUUUGCGUUGCAGAAAAUGCUUUAAUCUCUGUCUAUGAAUUUUUCCCCAAAGGAAGCUUAGAGGAAAAUUUACACGGUGAGAACAAGGAUGGAUCCAUAUUGUCAUGGCAAGAGAGAUUUAAUAUGGCUGUUGGCAUAGCAGAAGCCCUAAAUUACCUUCACAACGAAACUUCGAAGCCUGUUAUCCACAGGGAUGUCAAGUCUUCAAAUAUUCUUUUGUCCCAUGAGCUUGAACCACAAUUGACUGAUUUUGGGCUUGCAAUUUGGGGACCAACAAGUUCAUAUUUUCUGACACAAGAAGAUGUAGUAGGAACAUUCGGAUAUCUUGCUCCUGAAUACUUCAUGUAUGGAAAAUUAAGUGACAAGAUAGAUGUGUAUGCCUUCGGUGUAGUUCUUCUUGAACUAAUUUCAGGAAAGAAACCAAUCAGUUCCGAGAUUUGCAAAGGACAACGAAGUUUGGUCGCGUGGGCAAAACCAAUAAUAGAGAGUGGGAACAUUAAAGGCUUAUUGGACUCCAAUUUAGAGGGGAAAUUUGACGAGGUCCAAAUGCAGAGAAUGGUUAAGGCAGCAAAUCUAUGCAUUACAAGGGCUGCUAGGCUUCGUCCCAAGAUGAACCAGAUACUGAAGAUCCUUGAAGGAGAAGAAAGAGAUGAGAAUUUUCUGAGCUCCCAAGGGUUUGAUAGUGAGCAUACAGAAAACCAGGAGAAUAUAGACGACGAAGUGUAUCCAAAUUCAAGUGCAGAGUUACACCUUAGUCUUGCAUUGCUUGAUGUUGAUGAUGAUUCUACUUCAAAUAGCAGCAGUACAGAGCGGAGUAACAGUCUUUCUUUGGAAGAACACUUGAAAGAAAGAUGGAGCAGAUCAUCCAGUUUUGAUUAGAAGUUUUUCUUUUCAGGAAAAAAUAAAUCUAUGAUAUCUUCGUUUAUACGUAACAUAUAAUACUUGAGUACAUAGAGCACCCAACAAUGAGGUGGUUGGUCGAUGAAAAGGAUUGUGGAGUUGCGUUUCCUGUGUAUAUAUAUGAAAAAUAAGUAGACAAGGACUUGAGAAUAAAUACACAGAUUUUGAGCUACGGCGGCUCAGAUACUUAACCUUUA
Molecule: messenger RNA, 2628 nt
Organism: Neltuma alba
Lineage: Eukaryota; Viridiplantae; Streptophyta; Magnoliopsida; Fabales; Fabaceae
Product: probable receptor-like protein kinase At5g18500
Exons: 11
Coding region: 401-2410 (669 amino acids)
Biological process (GO): protein phosphorylation
Molecular function (GO): protein kinase activity; ATP binding
Source: RefSeq, a predicted model, not a curated record